This is a messenger RNA of Colletotrichum higginsianum IMI 349063, 2358 nucleotides long. Its product is annotated as Methyltransferase-like protein. Gene Ontology annotation, molecular function: 23S rRNA (adenine(1618)-N(6))-methyltransferase activity. Bases 1 to 2358 code for a protein of 785 amino acids. The record is from RefSeq and is a predicted model, not a curated record. Gene Ontology annotation, biological process: rRNA base methylation. Gene Ontology annotation, cellular component: nucleus. NCBI's taxonomy places the organism in Eukaryota, Fungi, Ascomycota, Sordariomycetes, Glomerellales, Glomerellaceae. The transcript is spliced from 6 exons.
AUGAACACCCAGCCUGCUGCCACCUCGUCCGCGCCUUACAAUGGCCCUGGGGCAUAUCCGACUGCGCCCUCAGGGGGACCGCCCGGGUUUGACCAUCACUCCGGGCCGCCUCAGUCCACCACCCCGACGGCCCCUUAUCCGGGCCCAGGCUAUGGAGGACCUCCGCCGGCUGCCGCUCCCAGUGUGAAAGUUCAGCCUGCGGUCGAGCACAUGGCUGGCCCGGCAUAUUAUUCGAGCCCGUAUUCGCAGCAGCAGUCUGCGAGCGUGGCCGAGGCACCCCGCCCUUCUGCCGCCCCUCAGCCUCUGAACCCUCUUACGACCACCACUCAGGACCUGAAGUCGGCCAAGACGAAUACCCAGUUUGCUUUACGGGAGUACCUGUCCCUGCAGAGGAAGAGGAGCCGUCUCGACGGAGCGACAUCGCUGGAGUUGGAGGACCAGAUCAAAACCCAGGGCCGUAUCUUACUUCAUGAUCUCAAGUUCUUGAGAAAAGAAGUCGCCGUCCUUGUCAAAGAGGGCGAGAACCAUCGCUGGAGGAACUGGCUGAUCGGUGGGGCUGUGGCAACCUUCAUCCCAGCUGUCAAGAGAAUAUUCCGCCGCCCGUCUGAAAAGUCGGAUGACCAAGUGCAGGCCUCCAACAGAACCGAGUACGCCUUUUGGCGCAGCAAGGCCCUUGUCGCCCGCAUCAAGGACAGCCUCCUCGGACGGAACAGUUUCGCCAGCAUCGCCUUCUUCGUCUUCGCCGUCCUGUAUGUUUUCACCAACGAGGUCUCCCUCCAGGUGGCCAAGACCGUCUCGAAGCGGCUGAAGCGACUCAGCGCCAAGAUUGAGCGGGGCGACGCCGAGGUCGUCGAGCAGGACGCGAAGCUGCUAGAGGGAUGGCGAUGGCGAGUGCUCAUGUGGGCUCAUUCAUUUCAUCGACAAGCCCCCAACAAAGGGCUAGUAAUCACAAUGUCGAGCAAGAAGAGACGUCACUCAGACGCCGAAUCCAAGCAUGAGACCGACAAGUCGUUGCAAAAUGCGGUCCGCCACGCCGGUCGCGGGUCAGCGACCACGCGACCCCAACAGCCCGGCACUCAUGCGGAUGCCUACUACCGUAACCUGUACUCGACGGAGCCGGAUUUUAACAACUUUGGCCGCCAAGACCCGGCUUUCGGGGCCAUGCUGAAGAGAGGAACCCUCGACUUUGACGACCCUGCCGCCGUGAUGCAGCUUACAAAGACUCUGCUAAGAAUUGACUUUGGCCUGGGGAUUGAACUGCCCGAGGAUCGUCUGUGUCCACCUGUGCCCAAUCGCCACAACUACAUCCUGUGGUUGAAGGGUCUGCUCGACAGCACCACUUACGACGACCCCGACCGCAAGUCCGUCGGUCUCGAUAUUGGAACUGGGGCGAGCUGCAUCUAUCCGCUACUUGGAUGCACCCAACGACUUUGGUCGUUCUUUGCCACCGACAUUGAUCAGAAAAACCUGGCGUAUGCCAGGAAGAACGUGCAAUCAAACAACCUUCACAACCGGAUCUCGGUUGUCGCCCGUACGGCCCAAGACCCCAUCCUCUCUCUCGACUCCUUGGGCGUCGACGAACUGAGCUUCGUCAUGUGCAACCCCCCGUUCUACACCUCAGAAGAGGACCUUCUCGAAUCCGCACAGAAAAAGUCGCGACCCCCGCUGACGGCGUGCACCGGAGCGCCGGUCGAGAUGGUGACGGACGGCGGAGAAGUCAGCUUCGUCGGUAAGAUGCUCGAGGAGUCGCUGGUUUUACGCGACAGGGUGCAGUGGUACACAUCCAUGUUCGGGAAGCAGUCAAGUCUCGAGGAGUUUGUCAACAUCCUGCGAGAGAAGGCCAUCGACAAUUAUGCCGUCACGGAGUUCGUGCAGGGCAACAAGACCAGACGGUGGGCCGUCGCCUGGAGCUUCGGGCCCAUGCGGCCGUCAGAAGAGGUCGCCCGGGGCCUGAAGGCCGCGACGUGGAAGAAGAUACUUCCCAUGGCCGUCGAGUCGGAAGUCGUCAGCUUCCCACUGGAUGAUGGGGCCGGGAAGCUCGGAGACAAGAUCCAGGGGCUCAUGUCUUCGCUCGAGCUCACGUCUUGGGAGUGGGACCACGAGAGGCUCGUGGGCAUCGGCAGGGCGCGAGAAAACGUAUGGAGCCGCGCCUGGAGGCGAAAGAAGAUGCGGGAGGAGCGUGAUGGCAAACCCGAGGUUGCCGUGACGGACUCUGAGGUGUGCAGAUUUGGGUUCGAGGUUGCUCUGAGGGUCGGUAGGGAAAACAUUGCGGUGCUGUGCCGGUGGAGGGAAGGCCAUGACCAAGCCAUCUUUGAGAGCUUUGGCGGCUUCCUGAAAACGCGGCUGACAACUGGAUAG